AUGGGUGAUACAGGCCCUCAGGGUGACAAAGGAGAUUCUGGGCCUCAAGGACCACAAGGAAUUAAAGGAGAAACAGGACCACAGGGAGCUCAAGGAGCGGGAAACUUCAGCCAGUGUAGUUAUAAAGAGUACCAAGGAAUUACGGUUUCGCCUGGUAGUGUUGCAACUGCUGAAGCCGAAGUUCUUGAGACAGCGGUUAGUCAUUUCAUUUCUUUAACCUUUUCAAAUACAUUUAACAUUUGCAACGUGUGUAGCGUUGAAGACUAUGAGUAGUUCCUUAUUUCAUCGGGAAUAAUAGAACGACUAAUGAUACGCAUGCGCGCAUGAAAAAUGACAGGGAAGGUAACGGGCAGGGGAAGUGUCUCUCUCCUCUCCCGCGCAACGCCUUUCUUUUGUGGGCGGGGAUUUUUACGGGCGGUCGCGUAUUUCGCUCGCUAUGCUAUGCCAGAGGAAACAAUAACGCUCUUAAUAACGUUGAGUCUCGCUUGCUUGGAGACAAGAUAAGAAAUAAUGAGGCGAUUAGACCGCGAGCGGUAGUCCUUCUUUCCCAGUGCCACCCGCGGCGAACGGAAAAGUAAAAUUAUGUUCUCAACCUACUGUGACUCAAGGAAAAAUAAGAGACUGCUGGCAGUUUAGGAAGUGAUUAAUUCUACACGAAACAGGAUUUCCUCGCUGACGGUCGAGUCAUUCUUCAGGACCGGAUAUUUACUUUUAAUAGCGUAUUCGACGAUUUGUUUCUGAAUUGAUUAGAAAGCGUGUGUAAAUACAGUAGAACCUCGAUAACUCGAGUUCCCCACUAACUCGAACUGGUUUUCGUUUCAUUUCAGAGUUUGAGUUAUCAGGGUUCUACUGUACACGAAAAUCAAGGAAACGUGAUAAACAUGGCGCGAAUUGUCGCCGAAAAUGCUCAUCACAAGACGCAUUGGCAUACAAUGAAAGCUUACAACACCCGCCCAGUUAGCCUCACCAUAUAGAAGUUUUGCUCAUUAAGAUUUUCUUCUUUUUUUUUUUCGACCACUGGAGUAAUCACUUGUUUCAAAGUAAUUAUCAACGCUUUCAAGCAAUAGAAUUCGUGGACCGACCCAUUGCGGAAAGGCUUCGAAACGUUCUAUUCCAUGCAUUGCUAAUUCCUCAAGCCACGAUUCUUAUCCUCAGUUUCCACGGUCUUCGCUAAAAACGCCUGGGACCGUGACCCCUUUUGGCACGCACACACGAUAAAGAAAAAGAGAAAAGAAACGCCUUGCUAAAGCAAGCGAGACUAAUAAGGAACUCCCUUCGCCUACUCUGGUGGUAUGGUGAUUCGCAAUGCUUCCUUGUUUUUCUUAGAAGCCAGUUCUCUAAGCGUAGUUGUUACAUAUAUUCCAUCCCAAUAUCGAAUACUCAAAUGUGAAUACCAACAAACAAAACUUAAUGACGCAAUCUGACUACCAAACAAUACAGGGAAGGUAACUAAGUCAACCUUUUCGGCGUCUGUGUAACGAACAAUAUACCUGACAAAAACAGUAAGGUUAUAUAUUUUAGCUAUUUACUCAAUUAUGAAUCCAUUGAAAAUAUUAAAAGUUUGAGGUCACAGCUUAUUUUAGUUUUAGUUGUAGUAAUAUUCUAAUAUGUAAUUGUGAAAUAAAAAUUGCAGACUCACAGGCGGACUCGCUCAUGUACGGUUACAAUGUUGGACUUUAAGUGUUGUUUAUAUGACGCACAUUUUAUACUGUAUUCAACUCUUGUAAAUUUUGUUGUUAUUAUUAUUAUCAUUAUUGUUGUUGUUGUUGUUGUUUGAAUAAUCACAUUUUCUCCUGUAAUUUUUUUCUUGGUGUGUAGGGCAAGAAAAUUCUGGGCGUUUCCUGCUCUACAAACAACGCUAAAGAGUACAAUCUACAAAGGGUACAAGUUGGACAACAAUACAAGUAUCUUUGUACCUGCAAGGGUCAAUCAUCCUUAUUUUCGGGCAGUACAAUGUGGUGCAAAGUUCACUACUGGGAAUGCCCUCUAACUACAUAG
This is a messenger RNA of Porites evermanni, 1998 nucleotides long. The record is from the annotation of a GenBank genome assembly. Lineage: Eukaryota; Metazoa; Cnidaria; Anthozoa; Scleractinia; Poritidae.